GUCACCAUUAUUUUCGAAAAAUAUUCAAAAUGAAAUUUUUACUGUAUUUCUUGAAAUUAGUGAGGAAAAAUAUUUUUUCACGAGCAGUUAUUAUUUUGGUCGGAGUCGUUGUGUUCUUAUUGUUUAUUUUGGAAUUUUCAAAAUACUCAAGCAGUGUCAAGAAAGCAAGAUAUACUAAGAAAAGACCCGACGAGGAUCUGGAACAAUAUUUAAUAUUUGUCGGGGGAAUUCCAAGAAGCGGAACAACUCUUAUGAGAAAGAUGUUGGAGUCACAUCCGGAUAUUCGAUGCGGACCCGAGACCCAUGUAAUUCCUUGGUUACUGAAGGACCACUAUGAAUGGACAACCUCUACUAAAGAAUUUGUCCGGUUAGUGGAAGCUGGUGUUGCUCCUCACGCACUGGAUAAUGCAAUGGCAAAAUUUAUAUUGAGCAUUAUUGUACACCAUGGUCCUCCAGCAAAAUAUUUAUGCAACAAGGAUCCUUACUCUUUACAGGCAACCACAUAUCUCCAUGGUUUAUUUCCCAACUCUAAGUUUAUUCUAAUGUUACGUGAUGGCCGGGCGUCCGCACAUUCUGUUAUUUCCAAGGGAAUUACAGUAGGAAAUUGGAAUAUAAAGAGUUAUAGGGAUGUCCUAAUGCAUUGGAACGAUGAAAUUAAUAAUAUGUAUAAAGAAUGUCUCACAUCCGGACCUAAAGUUUGCCUGCCUGUUCAUUAUGAAAAACUUGUGCUUCAACCGGUUGCUACCACGAAAAAGAUUUUCAAUUUCUUGGGAAUACCGUGGUGUAAGGAAGUGCUGCAUCAUGAGGAUCAUGCGAACGAAACGAAACUUUCUGCGUAUGAGCUGUCUACCGAUCAGGUUAAGAAACCAAUAUACCUGGAAGGAUUGACCAAAUGGUUUGGAAAGAUUCCACCAGACGUUGAGAGAGAUAUGGCAUUCAUUGCACCUAUGUUAAAAAUACUUGGAUAUAAUCCAGAAGAACGCAGGCCAAAAUAUGGAGAACCAGAUGAUUUCGUGCUGAAAAAAUUAAACAUUUGAUGUCUAAUUUUAUUUUCAUUUUGGAGAAAUACCAAUGUGAUAUACAUUAUCAAAACUAAUAUUACAUCAGUCAUGUCAAUAAGUUCUAAAAGCAAAGUUGUUUUAUAAAACGCUCGUGAAUGACUGGGUUGGAGAUUGUAGAUUUUACAGAAAUUAGUGUUAGAGUGAAAAUAAUUCUUAUAGAAUACAUGUUUUUUUUUACAAAAUUAUACUUCUUUGACGAAUAAAAUGCUAGACCAGAAUAAGGAUUUACACACACAACCACUCAACCUUUGUCAGCUAUUGGGUCCAACAGGUUCAGUAUCUUUUCAGAUCUACAUACCCUACCAAAUUUCCAACACUGAGUAAAUUGGUAGGCUUGGUUGGUCAACGGCUUAGCCUUAACUGACUUGAGCUUAUUUUUGAGAUAAUAGACAUGCAUGUCUUCGCCACACCAUUAAAA
Molecule: messenger RNA, 1479 nt
Organism: Styela clava
Lineage: Eukaryota; Metazoa; Chordata; Ascidiacea; Stolidobranchia; Styelidae
Product: protein-tyrosine sulfotransferase 1-like
Biological process (GO): peptidyl-tyrosine sulfation
Cellular component (GO): Golgi apparatus
Molecular function (GO): protein-tyrosine sulfotransferase activity
Source: RefSeq, a predicted model, not a curated record